Sipha flava (yellow sugarcane aphid) is the source of this 1137-nucleotide messenger RNA. RefSeq names its product tigger transposable element-derived protein 6-like. Bases 1 to 1137 code for a protein of 378 amino acids. Gene Ontology annotation, cellular component: nucleus. The transcript is spliced from 4 exons. Gene Ontology annotation, molecular function: DNA binding. The record is from RefSeq and is a predicted model, not a curated record. NCBI's taxonomy places the organism in Eukaryota, Metazoa, Arthropoda, Insecta, Hemiptera, Aphididae.
AUGGAAAAAAAACGUAAAUUAAAUGUUCUUUCAAUUUCGGACAAAUGUCGAGAUAAAAACAUACCAUUAAAUGGAACAAUUUUACUUGAAAAAGCAAACGAAUAUGCACAACAACUAGGACACACUAAUUUUAUAGCUAGUAGUGGAUGGCUUACAAAUUGGAAAAAAAGACAUGAUGUAGUUUUUCGAACUGUUUGUGGAGAAAAAGCUUCAGUAGACACACAUUGUUGUUCAAAUUGGAUUAAAAAUCUUCCUGAUGUCUUAGCAGGUUAUUCUUCUAAUAAUAUUUUUAAUGUCGAUGAAACGGGCUUAUUUUUCAAAUGCUUACCAGAUAAAACAUUAAUGUUAAAAGGUAAAGAAUGUUCGGGUGGAAAAUACGGUAAAGCAAAGAAGCCUAGGUGUUUUAAAGGAAUUAAAUCUUUACCAGUUGACUAUAGGUCAAAUAAAAAGGCUUGGAUGACUUCGUCAUUAUUUAGUGAGUGGCUUUUAAAUUUUGGUAGAAAAAUGAAACUAGAAAAUCGAAAAGUUCUACUAUUCAUAGAUAAUUGUACAGCUCAUAAUCACGAUAUUGAAUUAAGUUCCAUUAAAGUACAUUUUUUACCACCUAGUACAACAUCUAUACUUCAGCCCAUGGACCAAGGCGUUAUACAGAAUUUCAAAAUGUUUUAUAGAAAAGAAAUAAUCAGACGAAGUGUAACAUCACAGACUAUAUUAAAUUGCUUCAUAAAAGCCGGUUUUAAAGACGGUGAUAUAAUUGCAUUAGAUAUCUCAACUACUAUUUCUGAUGAUAAAUGGAAUUUUGUUGCUGAUCAUCUUAAUUUAGACGAAAUAAGUUUUUCACAUUAUGUGGAAAUGGACAAUAAUGUACACGUAUGUGGAACAUGGACAGAUAACGAAAUUUUAUCAGAAACCAUCGAAAAUACCAGCGAGAGUGAAGACGAACCACAAAAUGAGGAAGAAAUCAUUUUUACCCAAGUUACAAUUCAACAAGCUAAACAUGCUUUAAAAAGGAAUUUUGUUGAGACUACUACAGGUAUGGAUGAUAAGGUUUUUUCUGCAUUAUCUAAUUUGGAAGACGUCGUGGCAGAAAGAAGUAAUAUUAAGCGAACUUUAAUGACAGAUUUUUUUAAAAAAUAA